CUUAUCUUUUCUUUCUUCUCUUCUAUAGCCCUAUUGUACUCAUCUCCACCUUUUCUUCCAUCCCUGUCCCCAUGUCCCGUCCUCUGUGUUUGUGUGUUUGUGUGUUUGUGUGUUUGUGUGUGUGUGUGUGUGUGUGUGUGUCUGUGUGUGUUGUCUCUCCACUGUAACGGUAAGCAGCUCUGCUCUUGAGUUGUCAGCGUUCUUUCGGUUGCUCCAUAAAAAUACAGCCUGCCACAGCACAAAAGCUGUCUGUUGUAGCAACAGUGGCUGUGGCAUUGACCACACCGCAGCGACCACCCUGCAAGCAUUAUUGGAAGGACACCUCUGGCACUUUGUGUGUGUGUGUGUGUGUGUGUGUCCAAGAUGAAUGGCGAUGCCUUUGCUCAGCAGAUCAUCCUUAACCUGGAUGACUUACUCAUGGCCUGAGCCCUCAGACAACACACACAUGCACAAACUAGUUUAUUGCAGUUUUAUGCUCUGGUGUAGGUCUGGUUUUAUUAUGUCUAACCUUGAUGAAAUAACCCCAAACUUAAUUUACUGUCCUGCUUUGCAAGUGUACUAACAACACAAACUCUCUAGGUUUAACAAGUCUUAUUUUUUAAGCAACAACGUCAACAAUCCAUUAGUUCAAGCUCCUGAACUGUGAACAGAUGCUAUUUUUCUUUAUGUUUUAUUUUAUUAAACUCUCCAGCCAAACAAUUUGAUCAUUCGACUACAUGGUUCCACCAAAGAGAGGCAGAUGAAUUGAUAAAGAGAAAACUACUGCAUCGUAUCUGAAGCUAAGACAAUGGCCGACAUAAAAAAUAAUUACGAGGAAGCUUCUAUACCGAUUAUGGAUAUAGAUACUACCGUUUGUGCACCUGCAGCAAUUCCAUUUGCUAGUUAUAUCUAAGACAUUUUAAUUAUGUGUUGUGAAAUACGGAAUAAAACCUCUGAACCAUGCAUGCUUGUAUUCAUAUUCUUAAUUCUCCCACUGUGUUGAUUGUUGUUAAUUGUUGUUUAUGUUAUUGUCUAUUGUUGCAUCGCCCGCCAUGACAAGUUCCUUGUAUGUGAAAACAUACUUGGCAAUAAAAGGUUCUGAUGCACAGUAAACUAAAUUUUUGUACUUAACGCAAGUAUUGUAUAGCACUUAAAACAGAACUACAUUUGCAUGCUUGUGUACUUGCAGCAGAGCGUUUUACGUGUGUGUUUUAUCGUGCCCCACUGGCAUGGCAGCGGGGGUGUGUGUGUGUGUGUGCGUGUGUGUGUGCUGGCAUGCUUUUUGUUUGUAUGUAGAUGGGUUAUGGGGGUUUGGGUUUGGGUUUGGGCACAGGGGAAAUAAACCAGUGCCUGGCAGGAAAACAGCCUCUCCCCCUCCUCUUCUCUACCCCCACCCCCAACAGCCACCCUCUCAGUCUUUAUGUCUUUGAUCCAUCUAUUGUGCGAUGAUGCACCUCCAGCUGUGGGAGGCUGCGUCCAAAAGAAACACAAGAUUGCGGUGGUACAUGAGGAUGGAAGACAUUUGUUUAUUGAGAAGAAGCUCUACAUAUACACGGUGAAAUUAAAAGACAUUUUAAUUGACCCUAACUCAUUCAGGAGUGCUUGAAGUCAAAUGCCUUGAAUGAAGCUGCAUUAAAGCUCCCAUGUGUGGAAAAGUGUAGCAUCACUUCCACAUUUCUCAUAAUGUCCCUGCAUUUUGACUUGCUGUGCAUUUGAUACGCGUUGUUUGUAUUUAUGAUUACUUGUAUGUGCUUGUAGCGUACGUUUUUCUUUGAUCUACAGCUAUUUAUAACUGUAGGAUUUAUGGCAGCGCUCGCACAAACACUCACGCACCCUCAAAGACCGACAGAGGUGCAUUGUGGGGGAGGUUCACUGGCAUGCUCGGUGCCGUGCGAUUUGACAGAAAUGAAUAAGAAUGAAACGAGAAGAGAAGUGAAGUGUUGCCUCAUGUCAUCACUUCCUUCAAGCUUUUAAAAUUACCCAACUUGUAAAUGACUGAAGCAAUAUAACUUAUGGCAUUUCCAAAUCUGCCUCUUACUUUUUUUAAGUGUCCCUAGUCUGAAAUACGUAAGAGUGUAAAAAUGUAAGAUAACAGGCUUCCUUCAUCAGCAAAUUGGUUUAACAAAACUUCUGAUUCAGCAGUAUCAGAUGUGCACGUUUGGCUGAAAAGCAGGCGCUUUGAAGACGGCAGCAUUUCACUGUCCGUUUGACAGCCAAUCAGAUGUAAGCAUGUUCUCUUGUGGACCCUCCUUGUGCCCUCGUACCCUCAUCUUUUAGGAAAGUAGGUAGAUGGUUGUAAGUGGUGUAAAAACUGAGGGGGGGAGUGACAGAGGGAUGAGCAGAAAUGUGUGCGCAAGGAGAGGGUUGGGGGGAGGAAGGGGUGAGAGAGUGAGAUCAGGAAUCUGCUGAGUCAUCAUGACUGGUCUCAUGAUGAUCGCUCAGCAGCAGCAACAAUAGCCGCCCUUUAUCGAACACACAUACCCAGACACACACAGGUCUGAGAGAUGAGAGCCAGAUCAACGCACCACACAAAGCAUCUCAUUGAGAGCUUGUGGAGAUGCUCAUCUGUGGAGCUGUGCGCUCUCAGGACUGAUCUCAUCUUUUGCACUUCCAGGCUCCCCCUUUGUUAACUUCUCAUUCACCCUCCAUCCUUUUGUCUUUAGUUUCUCCAUCGGUAGAAAUGUGUAUACAUCAUUAUAUUUGGUUUGCCGUCAUUUUUUAUCCCUAGUAGGUGAAGGUCUAUAUCUGUUUUUCUACUAUCUGUGUGUGUGUGUGUGUGUGUGUGUGUGUGUGUGUGUGUGUGUGUGUGUGUGUGUUAGAGCGUUAACAGUUGGUUUUCCCCUGGAGUCUUUCCCACAUGAUUUACCACUUCCUCUUCUUUUUACGCUCAUUUCAUUCCUAUUGGCCUGAAGCCAACCAAUAGGAGAUCAACAUGACAAAGGUAGUGGGUACUGCAGUGUAACCACCAGGAAACAGGAAGUCAGGGAAAUGCUAAGAAAAGCUUGUGUCACUUUCACUCAUACACUGUGACACAGAUGCAUGGUCCUGUAACAUGCUCACACAACAGUGGAUUUAUAUUUGUUGUGUCUCCACUGAUCCUGGUCUGUUCAGAAGAGCAAGGCACUUGUGGCAUGACGACGACUAACAAAGGAAAUAAAGCCUUGAGGGUGAAGCGUGAGCCGGGGGAGAAUGGCACCACCCUCACAGACGACGAGCUGGUGACCAUGUCAGUGCGGGAGCUGAACCAGCACCUCAGAGGGCUCACCAAAGAUGAGAUCCUGCAACUGAAACAACGGCGGCGCACCCUGAAGAACCGGGGCUACGCCGCCAGCUGCCGGGUGAAGCGGGUCACCCAGAAGGAGGAGCUGGAGCAGCAGAAGACCCGGCUGCAGCAGGAGGUGGACAAACUCGCCAAUGAGAAUGCUUCGAUGCGAAUUGAGCUAGACGCUCUGAGGUCUAAGUACGAGGCGUUGCAGACCUUCGCCAGGACUGUGGCACGGAGCCCAACUGUCGGGGUCGGGGUGAGGGCUGGAGGGGGGGGAGGAGGAGGGGGUAUGGCGUCAUCAGUCAUUGGGCCAUUCAUACCGGGGAAGAUGGCAACAGCCACGAGUGUGAUUACAAUAGUGAAGUCAAAAACAGAUGCACGGUCUUGAGGGAGGGGAAGACGGAUGAGGGUGUGCCGGGAUGCAGUUCAGGUGUGACGGAGUAAUUCUUCCUCUCUGCUGGCCACCUCUCCUCCACCUGCACUGACGUCAAACAGCUAGGCAGUUGCCACCAUUUUGCCUCAGCAUGUUCCUGUCACCUGUCUCAGAUCAGUGCAGGUGAAAGAAAGGAUGUAGGCACAGGAAAAUGAUUGAGACUAUGAAGUUGGAAGUCCUUGGUCAGCGCAUGAUCAUUUAGCACAGGACAGAUACACGGCGUUCCUACUACGGUCACUGGAAGCCUGGGAAAGUCAGAGAAUUUGAGAUUAGUUUUAUUCCAGGCCAUGGGGGAGGGGGAAUCCAAAAAAUGUCAAUGCCCAAAAUACCCAAUCAUGCAAUUUUGUACAGUUGCUACUUACAUCAGUCAAGUUUUCAGUGUCAAGUUGUACUGCUGGUAGAUCAAGAUAUCUGUAAAGUCAUAAUAAUCCCGUCACACAUUUGCACACUAGAUUUGAAGACAACAUUUAAAUUCACUAGACCGACAAAAAUAUUCUAACACAUGCAUUGCAUAUGUAAUAGACAAAAAGAAAAGAUGGUAUUAAUGUAUUAGUUUUGGGUCCCUGAGCGCCAAAAUAAUUCACAAGAUUUCAUGUGACCUCUUGAUUUCAGUGGCUGAAGAGAAGUCCCAUUAUGCUCGACCCUAGCCAAGAACCUUUUUCACAAAAGAACUAUAGACAAAUAUAUAUUACACAAUGGUGGUAACUGUAUUUCUACUGUUUUGUACGGUGUUGUCAUUCACAUGAGGUCCAAAGUGUAUUCUCUGUGUGUCAACUGUUAUAUAUCAGGAAUUCUGUGAAAUUCUGUGGCGUGUUCGUUUUGGUAUUGCUAUAUUUAGUUAGCUGUAUUUUUUCUAUGGUCUCUUCACUUCCUAUGUCCAACUCUCUUCCUCUCACCUAUUUUAUCUCUGUCAUUCACUUUGUGUGAUUCCAACUGGUUCCCUUCAUUACACAUAGUACUUCUUGGAUCCAACAGAAAGAGGGGGGAUAAGGCAAUCGAUAUUUAGCCAAAAACAAAAGAACGUACUUUUUCAGGGAAAUGGCCAAUUGAACAUUUGAGCUCCUCUCAAAAGUAUAUUCAAUAAUUGGGAGGGCAAGUGCCUUGGUCUCCUAAUGAUAUGCGUCAAGAAGAAGGCAAGAGGACAUGGAUUGUGGGAGGACGGUGGCGAUUCAGUGCAGGUGUUUGCUUAUUAUACCUGUGCUUAAUGUGAAGCACUGACUAAUCAGGAAUCAGGUCGAGACAGCAUUUAACUGUGCGUUGUUGUAUGAGCUGUGUAGUAGCGAGAUUAAUUAUAUUAAGAACACCCAUUUGUGUGACUUGGCAGUUCAUUUACCGAAAGAAAAAAACAGAAGUGUCUGCAAAACAGCUUAAUUUUUUUGCACAGGACAUGCUUUUUGGUUAAUGUUCUAUUUUGAGUAAAAGUCCACAAAUCUGUUUUAUGUAAAUUACUUGGUUUGCAUGUUUAUGAGUUUGAUUGUCGACUGACUCAGACAUCUAGGUUAUUACACCUACAGCAACAUUCUGGCCUCAAAUCAAAGUGGUUUAUGUUGCAGUCAUCUUGCUUUUAACCACAAAGCUGUGUGAUUUGUGACAAUGCAUUUAGCCAGCAAAGAUAUUUCUCUGAAUUUCCAGUCGCACAAAUGGGAUGUCCUUUCACACAAGUUUUACCAUAAAAGUAGUCGUACGUGGUGUUCUAUACUCCAAGAAUCUGUGUCUAUGUAUGGUAUAGUCUGGAAUUUUAUAAAGACAAUUAUCUUUGCAUUGUUUGUAACAACCUGUAACAAAAGGUAUAACGAAAUCUGUUUGAUAUACAGUAUCUCUAUUUUGCAAUUGUACCAAAAGUGGCUUAACUACUGAAUAGCUUUGUUUUAACUCUAGUGACUAGGCACGUGUGUGUAACCGUGAACUAGCGUGUGGUGUGCUGUGUAGGUAUGUGACGAGGUAACUAUAGUGUUCACUAUUUCAUGGAUAUGACUUUGAUCCUUGUUUGAUUUCAGGCCAAAGCGGGUGAUGUCACUGUGGGUAACUGCACUCUUUCUCUAAUCAUAAGAUCUUUGUCCUUGCGGCCCCAUCGUUCAGCUCCAGCACUGCAGAUGUGUUAGAUCGGGUGCUUAUCUGCUCGUAAUCUGCACUCACAACUUGUACAAUUUAAGUUCACUUUGGCAGACCCAUUUUCUGCUUUUUUUCUGAACAGGUCCCUCUUGGUGUUAUUUUGGUCCUUGCAACGUUGCAAGCCUGUUAUUGCCGAUGGAAUGACCGAUGAGAGGAGGAAGUGUGAUGGUUAACCUCUCUAGCUUCUCCUGCUAUUGUGUAUUCAUCUGGCAACGGUAUCCGCGAUGUGAACCUCAAUAAUGGGCCCCGAUGGCUGCAUCUCCCCUCCUCUUUCAAUAAGUUAUUUUUGUAGUGUGUGAUGAAAAUAUAUUUGUUUUUGCUCUGUGUAUAUUUUAUAUAGUUCUGUAUAUAUAAUGUUCCUGUUUUGUUUUGUUUUUUAAUUGUUCUGUAAGUGUCAGGGAAGUGAAAAUAAUUUAAUGUAUUUGGUGUUUUAUGACGUGAAAAGAAAUGAUUAUGCUAUUUAAUGGUUUGUCUAUCAAAGAGUUAGGUUUACUUCACAAAGUACGAUUUCCUCAAAUUGUUUUUUUUACCUAAUGAAGACCAUGUCAUUUACCAAAAUAUCAUUAAUAUACAUUAUAACAGCAGUAGCCUACGUCCAUGCAGCCUUUUACCUGAACCACUUUUUUCCCACUGUGAAGUAAAAAGGUUAACUAGCCUACUGCUGUGCAGUUAUUAAGAGUAGCGAGGUAUGUCUGUAUCUGCACCCAACAUUUAUAUAAUAUCCAACAGGCGAACAAAGGCAUUGGAAGGGAAAUGGAAGUUUGAGAUUAAAAAAUAAGAUUUCUCCAUAAUCUUAACACUGGUUUGCAGGUUUAGUCUUCCGUGAAAUGGUGUCACGUCUAUCAUGUCACGGCAUAGGGAUAUACUCCAUGGUAUUCAGCGACAAGCAAAUAUAGGCAUCACACAGUCAGAAAGCUAUUAUUUUAUUAUCUACUGUAUUUUGUUUUGUUGCAUCCUGUCUGUAUUUCCAUUUGCUUGUAGAAUGAUGUUUCUUUGCUGGCAGGUCUUGUGCGGUGCGUGUGGUCAUGGUGGGAAAUGGGAAGAAACACAAGUGAGUUUCGGUUGUGUCAAGUUGAAGCAGAAUACGAACCUUUCCUGUGUUUGUCAAAGUGUACAUACUGAAUGUGCCACUGGCAAAGAGUGUGUUUCCAACCAGUCUGUAUUUCUAGGCUCCUCUUGUUUAAAAUGGAUGCGUACUGUGUGAGCAUAAAUGUGUCAAUAUGGUGGCUGCUGUUUAAUAGACAUUUCCAAUUAUGCAAACUGUGUGAGGCAAAAUUAGAACUCCUGCCACACAGGAGCAGUGAUACCUUCGCGGUGGUUGUGUCAAGUUGUCUGUUUUGUAAUUGCAGGUACUUGUGUGAUGUGACAAGGUUAUAGAGCUUCUAUGCGGAGCGUUUAGCAAUUUGUUCUAGGUCAUAAAUGCCAGCUCCAGUUGGUCUCUGUUUAAAUCUGGCUUAUCUGUGUCACUUAACAAAUGACUGUGAAAACAUAAAAUCAAAUAGGUUUUAUCCAUUUCUAAUUGAGAACACGGCAAAGUAGCUGCAAGGCGUGCAGUCAAAGUGAAGAAGAUAAUUAUGAGUGUCUUCCAGACUUGUACAUGUUGUGGUUGUUGUAUUUCUCCAGUGUGAAGGUGUGUCGGGUCAGGUUAUUAUUACACAAAUGAGGUGAAACAUUAUAGAAGUUUCUUCCUCAUUUUUCCAUGCAGACAUGAUCAGCUGACCACUAGUGACCAUUAGCAAUUAUCAGAAGACGCAGCUCGUGGUUUUUCAUAACAGAGUUUAUGAGCUUGAAAGACACGCUGACCUUUUUCCCACUGCCUGUAAAGAGGUCAUAACCUCCUUAUGAAAAGACAUCUCUUCUCAAACCCGAGCAACAGCUCUUAAACCACAUCUAUAAAUAUUUUAGAGGCAGAAAGGAGUGAUGGAGACACUUCUGAUAAAACCCUUUCCCACUCCACAUAUCCCAUCCUUUUUUACAAAGUGUCAGCGAGUUAACUCAGCAGGCUGCCGAGCUCUCCUUCAAAAACAUCCAAUACUUCUAGAAGAUGCAAAUCAUUAACUUCUUAUCUUUCUGCUUGGCUGAUUGGUAUGUAGUCAUUCUGUGGUUUUCCUGUGUAGUGAAUCACGCCACUGGACUCUAAAAGCCCUUUCACCCACCUCCAAUGCCGAUCGAUGAGAGUAAAUGAACCAGAGGUUCCUUUGAUUGUUGGUUUGGUGUUUUCAUCAAUAAUGUUUGUCUUGGACCUCCUUCUGCUGCUCUCUCUUGCUUUCUCUGCUGUCCCGGCCCUUAUCAGUUGCACAGCCUCUCACAUACAAUUCGUAAGAGUUUUGGUUUUACAUUAUCAUAUUUACUUUUUUGUAUCAUCUUGUUGUAACAGUCUCCCUCUCUAAUUUCACUCUAGGUCAUAUUUUUGUUCCCCGUCAAACCACUUGUGUCUACUGGUGAGCAUUUGGCCAGCUUACUCAUGGGUAUCAAGUAUCAGUUUAAAGCUAUAGAAAAGUAGUGAGCCCUUGUAAUGGGACAUUCUGUGUUUUGUAAUAUUUCUGUAUGGGGUGUAAUAAAUUAUUCUAUAUAGUACUUUAUAUGGGAAAAUACUUCAAAUGUGACAGUCUUUGUAAGUAUUUAUCUUCAACUAAAUUAUUGUACUUUUUUUUUUGGCAAUUUGUAGAUACGUAAGUGAUGAUGACAAAGUAUUGGUAAUCAUGAAAUUAACUGUUUCAUCACCGGUCUGAUGCAUCUUUUAAUUUAUUGAUGUAUAUACUGUAUGUUUGUUGAUAAACAGCUUACUUUAUUUUGUAUAUGACCAAUAAACAUGUUUUGAAAUGGAAAA
Messenger RNA from Cyclopterus lumpus (lumpfish), 8619 nucleotides. RefSeq names its product v-maf avian musculoaponeurotic fibrosarcoma oncogene homolog Gb (gene mafgb). Bases 3015 to 3632 code for a protein of 205 amino acids. Gene Ontology annotation, cellular component: nucleus. NCBI's taxonomy places the organism in Eukaryota, Metazoa, Chordata, Actinopteri, Perciformes, Cyclopteridae. The record is from RefSeq and is a predicted model, not a curated record. Gene Ontology annotation, molecular function: RNA polymerase II cis-regulatory region sequence-specific DNA binding; DNA-binding transcription factor activity, RNA polymerase II-specific. The transcript has 3 exons. Gene Ontology annotation, biological process: regulation of transcription by RNA polymerase II; regulation of epidermal cell differentiation.